CACGGGGGUGUUUAUCCUUCCUCGGAAUGUCAGGUACAAGAAGCGUACUCUCAGAAUUUCCACGGUCGGAGCAGCGUGAUGGCAAUCCAACAAGGUGCAACGUUUCCGCAGCCGGAAAACGGCGCAACCCCGGGGUUCUGUCCCCAGGAGCCCGGGAUGAAUCCGUACAUGCAACCCCAGUACAUGAUGGGUUUCAAUCCCGGGCCGCGUUACGCUCCGCAAUUUCCGCAACAACCGCCGAAUUCGUAUCCCUAUCAACAACCGUUACCGAACACGAGCAAUGUGAUGAUGCCUACGAGACAACCUUUUGCGGGGAAUUGUUUCUCCUUCCCGCCUGCCAAUUCUUCCGCUCCUCGUUACGGCCACCAGCCGUUUGUGCAGCACAAUCAUCAGGCCUUCAUGUCCCCUAAUCAUCAAGUUUACGCUCAGCCACAAAUGGAGCAUAGACAAUCGAACGAGCAGUUUCUGGUCGUAGUUCCCAUGAAGGGAGUCGUCACAGUUUGCAUAGUGGUCUUGGUUCCCGUCAAGUACCCUGGGCGGCUUCAUUGGAAGACGUUCAUGGUGGAGAAGUCGGAGAGUGUUAUGGUGGAGCACACGCCGUGCAUGUUGAAACAACAGCCGCCGCAGAGAACGAUGACGUUGUAUGACGAUCGUGACGACCUGUCCAACGAAGGGAGCCAGUCGAGCAGUGGCGGCGGUGGUGGUGUUGGUGGAGUUGGAGGCGGUAGUAGCAGCAGCGGCGGUGGUUGUGGCGGCGGCGGCGGCGGACUGCGACCGCCGGCGGAUUCCGGCGUGAGUAGCUGCGGCGACGCCGCCACCUACUUCUCACUCAACUCCAGUGGUGAACUCAAUAACCCGCCGAGCGUGGCCAGUGACACUUUCUCCACUGGCUCGGCGUCGACACCGACACCGGCUACCAAUACGACCACUACUUGUGCAGAAGGCGGCACGACGGGUUCGUCUCAGGGUAACAACGACAGCGGAAUAUCCGCGUCUUCCUCUUCUUCUUCGUCGUCAUCUUCUUCAUCGUCGUCGUCGUCUUUGGGAGGAGGUGUCGGAGUGUUCGACGAUGUCGGUAGUGUGGACGGGGACGUGAAGGAUGUGUUUGUCGGGGACGUGAAAGUGGACGCGAGUAUUGUGAAGGAGGAGACUGGUGUGACGGAAUGCGGUGAUAGUUUUCCGAGUGUGAUAGUUCCGUGUGGGUGGAAGCGUGAGGUUCAAGACGCUGCUGUGAUAUACCAAAGGGUUGCUUCCAGGUCAUCCACAUUGGCCGCCACUUUGGCAGCUGUGAAGGCGGCUUUUGGGCAAAAUGGCGGAAUUGCCUUCGAUGACCUGGAGGCAACCGUUAGGAAGAAUGCCAAGCUGAUUUUAAAAAUUCUGAGGAGAAAGCUGGGCCACAAUUCCCCGAGUUCGUCAACAAAACCGAGACUCGUUCAAAGUCCAAUUAAGGGCCGAGGCAUGCGUAGAUUGAUUCUCGCGAUUGCCACUCGGCGUUUAAUUGCCUUCCCCACUCCUCCUCUGCCGCCGGAUAUUGUUAAUGGGCACUUGUCGUGCGUUUAUGAGUUCAAAUUGGGUUCGGCUUUGGACCUGCCAGCAGCGGGAAAUCGGUGUUUGCCGGAGGGCGGUUGCGUUGCUGGGCGUGUCGCGAUCAUCGGAUCAACUUAUCUAAGCCUCGGAUAUUGGGCGAUGAGGUCUGGCCCGAGUGAAGUUACUCUGCGGUCAGUGGACGAGGUGCGCAAGUACUUACUUUCUGUUGGUACUUGUAAAUGCGGUCUGGACUGUCCGCUGAACGUUGGCGAGACGUUCAACUUUCAGCCGGAGGUAAAGGCUGGCCCAGAGACGCCGUUGUGCACAGCAAGGCUUUGCAAUCACCGACGGAAAUUCGGCAAUUGCGUCUUGUCUGACGAUGCGCAAAAAUUGCGUGCCGCCGAUUCCCAGGACAAGGAGAACAUACCAAAGACCGAAGAUGGGAAAAUGCUUCAGCUCUGA
Molecule: messenger RNA, 1989 nt
Organism: Notodromas monacha
Lineage: Eukaryota; Metazoa; Arthropoda; Ostracoda; Podocopida; Cyprididae
Source: the annotation of a GenBank genome assembly